GAGAUGCUCCCUUUGCACUGAUGGCAAUGUAAUGCUGUGUUUGGAUUUAGGUUCGUUUUCAUUGUUAAUUUAUGUUGUCAUACUUAAAACUAUUGUGUAAAAUUAAUCGUACUAUAUCAACGACAGAUGGCUGGGGAAAACAGACCCUGUGAGGAAAUCGAGCUUGACUUGAUGAGUACUGGAAAGAAAAGCUCUUUAGCUAAAACUGCAGGAAUGGAGACGACCAGCAGAGCACCUGCUCAGCAAAGACUCUCUCCUAUUCCUGAGCUGGAUCGCUGGGAGAGAGAAACGGAUGCAAGCUCCCCUGGCUUUGGUUCCUCAUGGGCAUUGGACAAUUACAGCACCUCAUCCACCAGCUCACUGUCAGAAUCCCAGGAGAGAGGAGAAGAUUGUGCUGAGCUUCUGCUGAACUGUCUCUUCUGCCGAUUCUAUGACCUGUUCCUCAUGCUACCUGAAACAUGCGAGAGAGCCGCUAACCGCAUCUGUCCCGCCUACAUGUACUUUUCAACAACUGCGGAAGGCGCUCGCAGCAGCGACUGUAAAUGCAACUGUAAUUUUGACUGCGGUCUAAUGGAUGCUUGCCAUGACACAGGGGAAUGCAUUGAACUAGCCAUGGAAAUUUCUGAGGUUUGCUAUCGUUAA
Messenger RNA from Triplophysa dalaica, 642 nucleotides. RefSeq names its product MyoD family inhibitor domain containing 2 (gene mdfic2). The record is from RefSeq and is a predicted model, not a curated record. NCBI's taxonomy places the organism in Eukaryota, Metazoa, Chordata, Actinopteri, Cypriniformes, Nemacheilidae. Bases 127 to 642 code for a protein of 171 amino acids. The transcript is spliced from 4 exons.